CGUGCCCGGGGCGCCUCGGCCGCUGUCCCGCGCGCUGCUCGGGGCGGGGCUGUCCGGGUCCUGCCGGGCCGCGGCCCCGCUCCCGGCUCCCCGCGGCGCUCGGGAUGCUCCCGCGGCUGCGGCGCCGCGACGGCUGGUGGCAGAGGUGACAUCUCGGCGCUGGAGCAUGGUGCUGUGAGGACGAGCUGCCCCUUCUUCCCCUACCGAGCACCAGGAUGUGCGUUGCCCGCGGCCGCAGGCUGCCCCUCGCCGCCCUCCUCCUGUGCCUCCUCCUGCAGCAGCCAGGCAGCAGCAAGGCAUGGAAGCAGCACGCCCCGCGCCUUCGUCUCGCCUACAGAGACCUGCUGAAAUCCAACAGCUCUCGCCUGUUGCUGGCCUCAGGGGAUGGGCUGGAUUUCCAGGCUCUCUUGGUGGAUGAAGACAGGGCCUGGCUGAUGGCGGGAGCCAAAAACCACAUCUUCCUGCUCCAUCUGGACCAUCCCAGCAGAGAGCCCGAGAAGAUUUUCUGGCCAGCCUCCAGGGAGCAGGUCGAGCAUUGCCAGCUGGCGGGGAAGAACCCGGAGACAGAAUGUGCCAACUUCGUCCGACUCCUCCAGCCCUUCAACAGGACCCACGUGUUGGCCUGCGGGACGGGCUCCUACCAGCCCGUCUGUGCCUUCGUCCAGCUGGGAGCCAGAGGGAAGGGUCCUGGUGCACCCACCAUGCGGUUGGUGUCCCACUCCUUGGAAUCGGGACGAGGACGGUGCCCAUACAGCCCCCACGAACCCUUCACGGGACUCCUCGUUGAUGGGGAGCUCUAUUCAGGCACCUCCAGUGACUUCAUGGGCAGCAGCGCUGCCUUCUUCCGGACCAGGAUCCAUGGGGCUGAGCAGAGCUACAUCCGCACCGAGCAGAACCAGGACCACUGGCUACACGAGCCUGCGUUUGUCAGUGCCUAUGCCAUCCCCGACACCUACAAUCCACACGACGACAAGGUCUACAUCUUCUUCCGUGAGACAGCCAUGGAAGCUGGGCCGUGGGAAAGGCGGCACAUCCACGCCAGGGUGGCCCGGGUCUGCAAGAACGACGUCGGAGGGAAGCGCAGCCUCAUCAACCGCUGGAGCACAUUCCUCAAGGCACGCCUGGUGUGCUCCAUCCCUGGGCCUCAGGGCACCGAGACCCACUUUGACCAACUUGAGGAUGUUUUCCUCCUGCGCACCCGGGACCCCCAGAACCCCCUCGUCUUCGGCCUCUUCACGGUGUCGAGCGGUGUCUUCAGCGGCUCCGCCGUCUGCGUCUACUCCAUGGCUGCCGUGAGAGCUGCCUUCAGCGGCCCCUUCGCACACAAGGAGGGAUUCGACUACCGCUGGGUGGAAUACAAGGGCCGCGUCCCCUACCCGCGUCCCGGCACGUGCCCCAGCGAGACCUACGACCCCCUCCUGCAGUCCACCAAGGACUUCCCCGACGAGGUGAUCAGCUUCAUGCGCGCCCACCAGCUGAUGUGGGAGCCCGUGUACCCCCAGGGCCGCCAGCCCGUGCUGGUGAGGGCCAACGUGCCUUACCGGCUGCGGCGGCUGCUGGUGCACAGGCUGGAGACGGAGAGCCGGCACUACAACGUGCUCUUCCUCGGCACAGAUGAAGGUAAAGUCCUGAAGGUGGGACUGGCCGGUGGGGCGAACCGUGGCAUGGAGGUGAUCGGCCUGGAGGAGAUCAGCGUCACUAAGGUGCCUUCUCCCAUCCUGGACAUGAAGUUAUCGCCCAAGCGGCAGGAACUGUUUGUGAGCAGCACCCACGGGCUGCUCCAGCUCUCCCUGUACCGCUGCGAGCUCUACGGCAAAACCUGCACUGACUGCUGCCUGGCCAGGGAUCCCUACUGCACCUGGGACGGCAGGUCCUGCGCCCCUCAGCUGCUCACUGAGAAGAGGCGUGCCCGCUGCCAGGACGUGCUGAGGACUGACCCCCUCACCCAGUGCCGGGACACCGCAGACGGGACCGCUGCCGUGGAGAAGCUCGUUUUUGGGGUGGAAAAGAACUCAACCUUCCUCGAGUGCCUGGCGCGCUCCCCGCAGACGACAGUCCGGUGGCUGGUGCGGCACGGCGAGGAGAUGGCCCUGAGCGAGGUCAGGAACAGCGGCCACUUCUCGGUGCUGGAGCAAGGGCUGCUGAUCCGGCAGCUGGCGAGGGAGGACGCGGGCACCUACGAGUGCCAGGCGGUGGAGCGCUCCUUCUCGCGGCCCCUCACCCGGUACAGCCUGCGCGUCAUCAGGCACGAGGCCAUGGAGGUGCCACCUCCCCACCGGAGCAAGGGCGCCGAGCUGGGGGGGCCCCACCAGAGCCCCCAGCCCCGGAUGGACCCGCUCCCGGGCUACAAGGGCUUCCCACGGGCGCUGGGGGCACCCGGUACCAGCCUGGAUGCCUACUGCAACGCGCUGCGGCAGCAGGAAAGGCAGCGGCAGAAAGCCUGGCACCAGAAGUGGCAGCACCCGUCCCCGGACAGCAAAACCGGGCGGGUGCGGAGGCACCCCCAGCGCCUGUGAGGGGGCAGAGGCAGCCGGGGCCGCCAGCAGCUCCUUUCUCCGUCUGUCCAGGACCCUUCUCACACGCCGGUGUCUGCUCCGAGACACCUCUCAGCUUCCCGUGCAGAAACGCCUCGCCAUUACUACCUCAAAGCCUGCCCAUCGCCCCUGUCGCUCCCCGGGGCUCAGUGGGGCGAGGGCACACAGCCCGCACCGGCUCUCCGAGACUCAGAGCUAUUUACACCCUGCAGAGUAUUUAUUCACCUUGUUUUCCCCUGGCCCUUAAGGACAAUCAUUAACAGCAGCAAUAACGAGCACAGAGGACAGAGAAGGGAAGCAGCCGGUUCUCACAAAUGGUUCCUCAACACCCAGCAGCGUCCGGCCCUGCUGCGGACACCCCCGCACACCCCUGCCUGCACCCAGCUCGCUCCCCUCUGGAGGCAGCUGGCUCCUCAGCGCGGGGUCAUGGAACUAUGGGAUGGUUUGGGUUGGAAGAGACCUCAAAGCCCAUCCAUUUCCACCCCCUGCCACGGGCAGGGACACCUCCCACUGGAUCCGGGGCUCCGAGCCCCAUCCAACCUGGCCUGGAACCCCUCCAGGGAUGGGGCAGCCCCCACUGCUCUGGGCACCCUGGGCCAGGGCCUCCCCACCUGAACAGGAGAACGUUUAUGCCAUUUCAGCUUAAAACUCUUCCCCUUGUCCUCUCCCCGCACUCCCUGAAGAAGAGCCCCUCCCCAGCUCUCCUGGAGCCCCUUUCAGUGCUGGAAGCUGCUCUAAGGUCUCCCCACAGCCUUCUCUUCUCCAGGCUGAACAACCUGAAUUCUCUCAGCCUGUCCUUGAUCGGGAGGUACUCCAGCCCUCGGAUCAUGUCCAUAGCCUCCUCUGGACUUGUUCCAACAGUUCCAUAUCCUUCCUCUACGGGGGAUUCCAGAACUGGACACCAGGCUGCAGGUGGGGUGAUCACCUACGGAGGUGCUGGAGCCCACACGCCGCUGGAGGCAGAGGGCACAGCCGCUUGCGGAGCUCAGGCUCUGCCAGGUGCCCACGCCCAGCUCUGCUCUACUUCACUCGGACGUUCACUUUCCCAAGAAGAGAGCGCGCGGCAGGCGGCGGUUAUACCAACUUACAGUUUAUUGUUUUUUUUAAAAAA
Molecule: messenger RNA, 3645 nt
Organism: Cuculus canorus (common cuckoo)
Lineage: Eukaryota; Metazoa; Chordata; Aves; Cuculiformes; Cuculidae
Product: semaphorin-3D
Exons: 18
Coding region: 216-2516 (766 amino acids)
Biological process (GO): semaphorin-plexin signaling pathway; positive regulation of cell migration; neural crest cell migration
Molecular function (GO): semaphorin receptor binding; chemorepellent activity
Source: RefSeq, a predicted model, not a curated record